This is a messenger RNA of Agrilus planipennis (emerald ash borer), 5732 nucleotides long. RefSeq lists its product as uncharacterized. The coding region runs from base 142 to 4896 and encodes 1584 amino acids. Gene Ontology annotation, biological process: protein ubiquitination. Gene Ontology annotation, cellular component: CCR4-NOT complex. Gene Ontology annotation, molecular function: RNA binding; ubiquitin-protein transferase activity; metal ion binding. Lineage: Eukaryota; Metazoa; Arthropoda; Insecta; Coleoptera; Buprestidae. The transcript is spliced from 17 exons. The record is from RefSeq and is a predicted model, not a curated record.
UCAGAAAAUUUAGUAAGUAAAUACCUUAUUUUAUAAAAUUUUGAAGUGUACUUCGUAAGGCGUUAAGGAUCUAAUUAAAUCCCCAGCUCACAGCUUUUUACGCGUGAAGAAAAGCAGUAUUGUACGAAAUAACUGUUCAUUAUGUCAGUUUUGAAUCAAAGCGGUGAAGAGCAAGUGGAAUGCCCACUUUGCAUGGAACCACUAGAAGUUGAUGACCUGAACUUUUUUCCUUGUACCUGUGGUUAUCAGAUUUGCCGUUUCUGUUGGCACAGGAUUCGAACAGAUGAGAAUGGUCUUUGCCCAGCUUGUCGUAAGGCAUAUUCCGAAAAUCCAGCAGACUUUACGCCCCUAUCAAAGGAACAGGUGGCCCAAUUAAAAGCGGAAAAGCGCCAAAGAGAUCAACAGCGCAAAGCCAAACUUAGUGAAAGUCGUAAGCAUCUGGCCAAUGUUCGAGUGGUGCAAAAGAAUUUGGUAUUUGUGGUGGGUUUACCCAUGAGAUUGGCCGAUCCCGAAAUCCUUAAGAGGCACGAGUAUUUUGGUAAAUUUGGCAAAAUUCACAAGGUGGUCAUUAAUCAAUCCACGUCUUAUGCAGGCUCUCAGGGACCCAGUGCAAGCGCUUACGUAACGUAUAUAAAGAGUGAUGACGCGUUACGGGCCAUUCAGAGUGUUAACAACAUCACGAUAGACGGCCGCUUGGUUAAAUCCAGUCUUGGCACCACCAAAUAUUGUUCCCAUUUUAUGAAAAAUCAGUCGUGUCCUAAACCAGAUUGCAUGUAUCUGCACGACUUUGGGGACCCAGAGGCCAGUUUCACCAAAGAGCAGAUGCACGCUGGUAAGCAUCAAGAGUAUGAAAAGAAGUUGCACGAAGCAUUGCUGGCGAAGAUAGUUGUUCAAGGGAGCCAACAGCAAGGAGACACAGGCAGUGGCAAGCCUGCGAAGAGUAAAGACCACUCGACUUCGUCUUCGAUGAAUAACCAUAAUAACAACAACAACAACAGUAAUAAUAAAGAGGGGUGGCCUCAUUUAAAUAAUCCGCAACCGGGCGACAGUAGCACGAGUAAAGGGGCAAAAACGUCUGAUAAAAGGGGAGACAAACAAGGCGAGAGUGCGACAAAUAGUAUUAGUAACAGCGGAAAGGAAAAAGGACAGAAAAGCCGGGGCAAAUCGAAAAAUAAUAACAAUGACAGUAGCAGGAAAGAUAGAGGGAAGGGGUGUGAGUCGGGGGGGUGCCAAGGGCAGAACGACAGGCAAGGGCGGGGUCCUGGAAAGAGUAGAUCACAGGAGAGAGAUAGACACAGCGGACGGGGGGACGAAAAUAAAAUUAAAGGUGCCGACAAAACUAACAACAGCAGUCGCGAGGCAAGCGUGGGUCGGGAUAGUAGUAACAGCAGUAGUUCGAGCGAAAAAAGUCACACGACGUCGGAAUCGAUAGGGGUGGCGGCUAAAUUACAAAUAGUAAACGAGAAUUCGAGUUUCUUCUCCCAGAAUGUGUUUCAAAAGUUGUCACCGGCUGAAAGCGACCACAGCAGUAGCGGCACCGGAAGUCUGGGCGGCGUCGUUCCGGUAGAUCAGGAUGUCGAAGACGAAGAUGAGAGUAACGGCCUUUUAUCUCACAAUAACAGUCGUAACUUAUUGGAGUCGGCAGGCAGAAUACCACCGUCUUCUGUGGUGAAUUCGUCUACGUCUCACAUUCUCAACGAUUCGUUGCCGAACAUUGACAGUAGCGAGGAUUGGGAGGCGGCUUUUGGAUUCUCGAAGAAUAACAACGUGAAUGAAAACGAGGAGAAAAGACGAAAGGAGAUGCUUAGCGGUCCUUUUGGGAAUGGUAGUAACGGUUACAUUAGUUUCCUGGGACAUCAACAGCCGCAAACACUGUUUGGGGGUCACGAUUCGGCUGCAGCCGCCUCCACAUUGUUGCAGAAUUCAUUCGACACGACGAAAUUGCAUGAAAGCAUCCUCGAUGUUUUGAAUAACAAAAAUCAUUUCUUUAGUAAUUCGUACUCAAAAACAGAAGACCGCCUGGGUGGUGCUGGUCACCCUCUUCCUCAUCUCAAUUCCCACCAUUCUGUUCAACAGCACCAGCACCCACAUUUCGCUCCUCCAAACGGCCUGAACGGUAUUAACGGCCUCGAUCAGCAGAUGUCGAAGUUUUUCACAGAUUUCUGCACAAAAAAUAGUCAAAAUGGCCUUCUGCCUAAUGGCCUUUCCUCUUCAUCGUCUCCUUCGGCAAAUUCAAAUGGUUUCGUCGGCCCCCAGAACGGCCCGCAUCCCCAUACAAGCAACAGCCACCACGGCCACAACGGUUUUCUCCACAGUCUGGCCGAUCGCCACAAUUUUCUCGUCAUGCAGCAGAAACAGAUUGAGGAACAGCUCCUUACACUUAAGCAACAGCAACAAUCGUACGGGCAACAGUUGUUGCAGCAACAUAACGGUUUAGCGCCACCUCCAUCAGCCCCUUUUCUAAGCGGGGACGUGUUGGGAGGAUCUACAACCGCGGUGACAAAUAGUGGAGGCGUAUUUGGUUCGAUGAAUCUAUACCAUCAUCACAAUCAACAACAACCACCACAACAUAAUAGUCACCACAACAGUAGCAAUCAGCAUCACCAAAUUGGUGCUGGCAGCGGGGGUGGAGGUGGGAAACAACAGAAUAAUAGCAGCAACAGAUCGGCGGAAGACGAGCUGGACUUUGAUCCGUUCCACGAAACGCAAAAGGCCUUAGCCGAACUUAUAGAGAAUGAACAAAAUGGAAAAAUGCACGGAACAAUAAAUCGUUCGAGUGUACCUUCCAGUCAAAUUAACGGGUUAGUGCAUAGUCAAAAUGGUGGCAGUGCUCAUGUUCCGCCGCCGCCACCUGGUUUUGUACAGCCAACAAAUCACAUGAACUCGUUCGGUAGUAAAAUUUUACCAUAUUUAAAUAUGAAUAGUAGCCAACACCAACCAAUUAACGGUACCACAACGCAAAACAACUGGCCUGCUAGUUACAAUCCAGCACAACAACAGAAAGGUUUAGGUAAUUGUAACGAUUGGAAAGUGUUGGAUCCAGCGAUUGUUUCGUCAAGUCGUCACUUUCCGUUGGCCAACAUGCAUAUGCGGGAUCAGUAUACCAGUCAGUUACAACAGCCCCAACACCUACAAAGCGGUCUGGGCGGGGGCCCAAUGCGUUCGUUCGACUAUGCGAAUUUCGCUAACAGCCCACAACAGCAACAGUUACAGGCCGCAGCCUCGAGCGCCUUCAGCAACUUCUCCCACUUGACCAACAGCGUCCAACAAAACCUGAAUUGGCUCGCGGGUAGCGCCGAAUUAGGCACACAAAUAUCUAGUCCUCCUGGGUUCAGAACCACCGCGGCAGGGGGACCAGUCGUCGGGAAAACGCAACAGGAAUGUUAUCAGUCAAUAUUUAUCAAGUUUUAUCAGUAUACAUGUAAAAUAAAUAAUUUUGUUGACAUAAAAUUGCAUGAAAGCAUCCUCGAUGUUUUGAAUAACAAAAAUCAUUUCUUUAGUAAUUCGUACUCAAAAACAGAAGACCGCCUGGGUGGUGCUGGUCACCCUCUUCCUCAUCUCAAUUCCCACCAUUCUGUUCAACAGCACCAGCACCCACAUUUCGCUCCUCCAAACGGCCUGAACGGUAUUAACGGCCUCGAUCAGCAGAUGUCGAAGUUUUUCACAGAUUUCUGCACAAAAAAUAGUCAAAAUGGCCUUCUGCCUAAUGGCCUUUCCUCUUCAUCGUCUCCUUCGGCAAAUUCAAAUGGUUUCGUCGGCCCCCAGAACGGCCCGCAUCCCCAUACAAGCAACAGCCACCACGGCCACAACGGUUUUCUCCACAGUCUGGCCGAUCGCCACAAUUUUCUCGUCAUGCAGCAGAAACAGAUUGAGGAACAGCUCCUUACACUUAAGCAACAGCAACAAUCGUACGGGCAACAGUUGUUGCAGCAACAUAACGGUUUAGCGCCACCUCCAUCAGCCCCUUUUCUAAGCGGGGACGUGUUGGGAGGAUCUACAACCGCGGUGACAAAUAGUGGAGGCGUAUUUGGUUCGAUGAAUCUAUACCAUCAUCACAAUCAACAACAACCACCACAACAUAAUAGUCACCACAACAGUAGCAAUCAGCAUCACCAAAUUGGUGCUGGCAGCGGGGGUGGAGGUGGGAAACAACAGAAUAAUAGCAGCAACAGAUCGGCGGAAGACGAGCUGGACUUUGAUCCGUUCCACGAAACGCAAAAGGCCUUAGCCGAACUUAUAGAGAAUGAACAAAAUGGAAAAAUGCACGGAACAAUAAAUCGUUCGAGUGUACCUUCCAGUCAAAUUAACGGGUUAGUGCAUAGUCAAAAUGGUGGCAGUGCUCAUGUUCCGCCGCCGCCACCUGGUUUUGUACAGCCAACAAAUCACAUGAACUCGUUCGGUAGUAAAAUUUUACCAUAUUUAAAUAUGAAUAGUAGCCAACACCAACCAAUUAACGGUACCACAACGCAAAACAACUGGCCUGCUAGUUACAAUCCAGCACAACAACAGAAAGGUUUAGGUAAUUGUAACGAUUGGAAAGUGUUGGAUCCAGCGAUUGUUUCGUCAAGUCGUCACUUUCCGUUGGCCAACAUGCAUAUGCGGGAUCAGUAUACCAGUCAGUUACAACAGCCCCAACACCUACAAAGCGGUCUGGGCGGGGGCCCAAUGCGUUCGUUCGACUAUGCGAAUUUCGCUAACAGCCCACAACAGCAACAGUUACAGGCCGCAGCCUCGAGCGCCUUCAGCAACUUCUCCCACUUGACCAACAGCGUCCAACAAAACCUGAAUUGGCUCGCGGGUAGCGCCGAAUUAGGCACACAAAUAUCUAGUCCUCCUGGGUUCAGAACCACCGCGGCAGGGGGACCAGUCGUCGGGAAAACGCAACAGGAAUGUUAGUGCAUAUGGGGCGUUGCCAGUUGCUGCUAAUGCGCGCUACGCAUUUCGCGUAGGACAACACGCGCACAAAAUCUUUUCUUUCAUUACACACGGAAACGCAGCUGAAGACACGUAGAUGAUCAUUAUCUUUUUUUCUUAAUUUUUAUUAAUUUGCGACUACGGUACGUUCACGGCCAUCGUCUUAUUAUUAUUAUAAAUAUAAUUAUAUUAUUCGAUAACGCAACGAGCAACGCACUAGAAAUUGUUGUAUUUAUUUAUGUUUUAUCUUUAUUAAAAAUUGAAUGCUAUUUAACAAUUAUAUUAUUUAGUUAUUGUGGCGUGUUUUAUUAAAAGUUGAGGGUUGGGAAUCGUCGUUUUGAUAAUAUGUAAAGGCACGGCGCGUUUAGGGUACGAAUCAAAACGUUUUGAGGGAGUUUAAAAAUUGUUCUAACGAUACAACACGAUGGAAGGUGAUUUUGAUCCAAGGCAAGCAAUUUUUUAUUUUUGGGAGACCUUGGCGUGCCAUUUAAAUUGCUCUGAUCGUGAUUUUUUUCAUUUUUAAUUUUUUUUUUCAUUUUGCUUGUGGAUCAAAACUGCUCACAUAAAAGAAUUACUGGACUUUGUAACGAAAGGAAAGAUUUAAUGUACUGACAAUUACUACACCCAGUAUGUGAUGGGAAGUUGCUGUCUAUUUAAAGGAAGAAAAAUGAUUGUUAUUGAUUUUAUCGAAACUGGGUGCUUGGCGAAUUAAAAAAGUAUAUAAAACUUGCGUUAAAAGCGAAUAAUUAUUCGAUUAUACAUGAUGAUUAUGUCAAAUGAACAGCUAAUUACGAAAUAUACUACAUUAUGAUUAUUUA